This is a messenger RNA of Catharus ustulatus (Swainson's thrush), 5563 nucleotides long. It is a transcript of the gene AXIN1, whose product is annotated as axin 1. The record is from RefSeq and is a predicted model, not a curated record. The transcript is spliced from 11 exons. Gene Ontology annotation, biological process: negative regulation of canonical Wnt signaling pathway. NCBI's taxonomy places the organism in Eukaryota, Metazoa, Chordata, Aves, Passeriformes, Turdidae. The coding region runs from base 1392 to 3920 and encodes 842 amino acids.
AAGCGAGAAAGAACGGCGCCUAAAUUGCUCAUCGUCUCCCCAUCUCAUUACUGGCGACUUCUGAGGACGGAUAUUUCCAAAGGCUGCGAUGAAAGACUCGUGAAUGGAGCCCCCCCCGGAUGAGAUCAAAGCCCGAGGCUGGGACGCCAGGGUGUGCCGGAGGAGGGGGCGAGGGCCAGCGGCGCCGCAGGAUGCUGGGGGGAGCCUUCCUCCCCUGCUGCCACUGCCCUCCAUGUUUCCCGUUGUCGCUGCCGCCACUGCCUGACCCAUCUUGCAAUGGAGACCAGGGACAGUGGCCAGAUCCCAACGGCUGGAAUCGAGACGAGCAAACUCCCUUGGCUCACAGUUCGGCAACUCUCCCAAAAUUCAUGGUUAAUAAAGGAGCUUAUUCCGUCUGGGACCUCUCCAGACACCUCGAAUUGCAGAUGAGCGGGUGGCUUCCCCACCACUGGAGCCCACUCUUUGGGUCUCUUCUCUCCUCACACCGCGGCAUCGCCAGCCUGGAGAGCCACCAGCAGAAGGGCCGAGGACAAAGACAGGAGGACAGAAGUUGUGCCACUUUCCCUUCAUGCUGUCUCCCUUCAAACACGGGCUGCUUUCUUCUGCUCAGCUGUAAAUUUGGCUCCAGGCAGCGUUCCCACCACCGGCACCACCGGCAGCCGGGCGCCCCAUCAGCGGCACGGAGAGCAAACUCACAGAUGGUAAAAUAAGAGAGUCGUGUAGGGUUCAAAGAGACCUUCUAUGUCAAUUGUUAUAUUAUUAGGUAAACUCCAAGAAGAAAAUCUUUUAAUCCACUGUGGCUAAUCCAGUCCACUUUUGUUGGCCAGGACAUAUUCAGCAUCAACAAAAGACUCUGGCCGACGGACACCGGCAUACAUAAUGUAUUGAUAACCGCGGGAGCCGGCUCGGCAGCAGAAAGAGCCACUGCUCAGGCCAGCAGCGGGGGCCAGCAGGAGGAUUUGCCCGACUUUUAUCAGUUUUGUUUUCAUUUCAAAGAACGCGGCUGAUAUUUGCACUGCGCUGCUUACCAGGGGAGCACAAAGAGGGCAGGGAUGUUCCCAGCUCCAGCCGGCCCUGAAAGCUCACCAGGAUCCUGCCAGGACCUCAGUGGGACCCUCACCCCUCACUGCCUCCCCAGGGCAGUGGUGGCACAGAAAGCUGCAAGGCCAGAGUGGCAUUUCUGGGAUGUGUGUGGACGGCAUCCCACCCUUGGCACCCCAAGAGGAGCAGCGAGCCUGGUGGUCUGGAGCAUGGAGAGGCAGGAGUGCAGGGCACAGGCCUGGGCUGGACCCCAAAGCCGAACAAACUUGUUCACCUUGGAGCUACAAAUAUUGGUGAUUUGAGAUUGGCGCUCAUCCCUCACUGUUCCCACGCAAGCAAGGACCAGAAAAAUGAAUAUCCAGGGGAAAGGCUUCCCCUUGGACCUCGGAGGAAGCUUCACUGAAGAUGCUCCAAGACCACCGGUUCCUGGUGAGGAGGGGGAGCUCGUGUCCACAGACCCAAGGCCAGCUAGCCAUGGUUUCUACUCUGGAAAAAGUGAUGUGGUCAGAAAUGAGACGUCCACGGCAACACCGAGACGCUCCGAUUUGGAUUUGGGGUACGAGCCCGAGGGGAGUGCUUCGCCAACUCCACCUUACCUGAAGUGGGCCGAGUCACUGCACUCCUUACUGGAUGAUCAAGAUGGCAUCAACCUCUUCAGGACUUUCCUGAAACAGGAGGACUGUGCGGAUCUGCUGGACUUUUGGUUUGCUUGCAGUGGCUUCAGGAAGCUGGAACCGUGUGUGUCUAAUGAGGAAAAAAGACUCAAGCUGGCAAAAGCCAUUUACAAAAAAUACAUCCUCGACAACAAUGGCAUUGUCUCCCGGCAGAUCAAACCAGCCACAAAAAGCUUCAUCAAAGACUGUGUCAUGAAACUGCAGAUUGACCCUGACAUGUUUGACCAGGCCCAAACAGAAAUUCAGUGCAUGAUAGAAGACAAUACCUACCCUUUGUUCCUUAAGUCAGAUAUUUAUUUGGAAUACACAAGGACAGGUGGGGAAAGUCCAAAAAUUUAUAGCGAUCCGAGCUCGGGGUCUGGGACAGGUAAAGGGCUACCUGGUUAUCUGCCAACUCUGAACGAGGAUGAGGAGUGGAAGUGUGACCAAGAGGCCGAGCCCGAGGCCAGCAGGGACUCGGCACCUUCCAGCAGGCUCACUCAGAAGCUGCUUCUGGAGACGGCCACGCAACGCGCGGCCUCGGCCCGGCGCUACAGCGAGGGCAGGGAGUUCAGGCAUGGGUCGUGGAGAGAACCUGUUAACCCCUACUAUGUCAACACGGGCUAUGCUUUGGCACCAGCCACCAGCGCCAACGACAGCGAGCAGCAGAGCAUGUCCAGCGACGCCGACACCAUGUCACUGACAGACAGCAGCGUAGAUGGGAUCCCACCGUACAGACUCCGAAAGCAGCAUCGCAGAGAGAUGCAAGAAAGUGCCAAAGCAAAUGGACGCGUGCCACUACCUCACAUUCCUCGUACCUACCGAAUGCCAAAGGAUAUCCACGUGGAACCAGAGAAGUUUGCUGCAGAGCUGAUCAACCGUUUGGAGGAAGUACAGAAGGAACGUGAAGCGGAGGAGAAGUUAGAGGAGCGCCUUAAACGCGUUCGAGCGGAAGAAGAAGGUGAGGAUGCAGAUAUCUCUUCUGGUCCCUCGGUCAUGAGCCACAAGAUGCCUUCCGCCCAAGCCUUCCAUCACUUUGCUCCUCGCUAUGCUGAGAUGGGCUGUGCUGGGAUGCAGAUGAGAGAUGCCCAUGAAGAAAACCCUGAAAGCAUCCUGGAUGAACACGUGCAGCGUGUGAUGAAAACUCCAGGCUGCCAAUCUCCAGGGCCUGGCCGUCAUUCUCCUAAGCCACGGUCCCCAGAAAGCGGCCACUUAGGAAAGCUGUCAGGGACACUAGGAACAAUUCCUCCAGGGCACGGCAAGCACACAACAAAAUCAGGAAUGAAACUGGAUGCACCUGGAUUAUACCACCAUAAACAUGUCUACCACCACAUCCAUCACCACAGCAUGAUGAAACCAAAAGAGCAGAUCGAGGCUGAGGCCACGCAGCGAGUGCAGAACAGCUUUGCUUGGAAUGUAGAUUCACAUAACUAUGCAACAAAGUCACGAAACUACAGUGAAAACUUGGGCAUGGCCCCUGUCCCCAUGGACUCUUUAGGCUACAGUGGGAAAGCAAGUCUGCUCUCAAAAAGGAAUGUUAAGAAGGCUGAUUCAGGGAAAAGUGAUGGUGCCAACUAUGAGAUGCCAGGAUCUCCUGAAGACGUGGAGAAAAACCAGAAGAUCCUUCAGUGGAUCAUAGAAGGAGAGAAGGAGAUCAGCAGGCAUAAGAAAACAAACCAUGGCUCUUCAGGUGCUAAGAAGCAGCUGUCCCAUGACCUGGUCCGGCCCCUCUCCAUCGAGCGACCUGUGACAGUGCACCCGUGGGUCAGCGCCCAGCUCCGAAAUGUCGUCCAGCCUUCUCACCCCUUCAUUCAAGAUCCUACCAUGCCACCCAACCCAGCCCCCAACCCUCUCACCCAGCUGGAGGAAGCUCGCAGGAGGUUGGAGGAAGAGGAAAAAAGGGCUGGGAAGCUCCCCCUUAAGCAAAGCAGGUUGAAGCCCCAGAAGAGGCCAGGCAGUGGCACAUCCCAGCCCUGUGAGAACAUCGUGGUGGCAUAUUACUUCUGUGGGGAGCCCAUCCCCUACCGCACCCUCGUCAAGGGCCGUGUGGUGACACUGGGACAGUUCAAGGAGCUGCUGACCAAGAAAGGGAACUACAGGUAUUACUUUAAGAAAGUGAGUGAUGAGUUCGACUGUGGUGUGGUCUUUGAGGAGGUGCGGGAGGAUGACACCAUCCUGCCCAUCUUCGAAGAGAAGAUCAUUGGGAAGGUGGAGAAGAUUGAUUAGGCUCCAGGGCAGUGAGGACAGGACUGUGAAGGACUCUGGGACCGGAGGAGAAGGUCUGGGGCUGACGCUGGAGGUGCUGCCACCACAGGCACCAGGCGAGCCCAGGGCAGAGGGCGGCGGCUCCGCUUUCCAGCACGGAUCUGGGCAAGCUCCAGGAUGCCCGUGGGUGCCCUUUCACCCCACAAACCUGCCAGUGGGAGCCUGGGCUCCCUCUCCAUACCGAAUAUAAGUGUAAUGUAGCAUUGUACAGUGCAUUAGAAAGUGUAAUAUGACCUUGUUUACUAAAGCUGCAUAUUUUUGAUAUAUUGUAAUAAAAGGAAAAUAUUUCCGAUGUCACAGUGCUCUUAUGUAAAUGUAAAACGUACAGGUACUGCAGAACUCACCCAAAGUGUACAGCCAUCCAUCAGACCCUGGCUGCUCCACACUUUCCUGGCACCCUGCUCCAUUUUCCUGGCAUGGAUGGCUCUGGAGCACCAUGGGGUAGAGCUGCCCUCAUCCCACCAGCAUGGAAGGGGUGACCCUGCUCCAAAGGGGCUAUGAAGAUCAUUGGGCCACUUGGAAGGAGUCAUCUGUGGCCUCCUUGGCAGGCUCAACAGCUGGACAUGGUAGGAUGGGUGUUUUUUUCUCCUCCUGAGCUUCCUUGCAACCGAGUAAAUCCCCGAGGGAUAGAACUGUUGGGACUGGGGGCUUCCCAUGGAGCAAGGACCAGCUCAGAGCCAGGGUGGCAGGCUGGGUGCUGGCAUCCCACAGCCUGCACACUCCUGUGUGUCCCCUGUGUCCCCGUGGAGAAGGGAUUGCUUCCCAGGAGUGUGCUGCAGUUCUGCAGAGGGCUGGCUCCUGUAUGCCUGGUGCAGACAUGCCCAGACCCCCAGGCCAAGCUCCAGCGUUAGGCAGGGCUCUCUUUAGGAAAGCCAUAAUGGAGAGGGAGACAUUGAAGCUGAAGACAAAAUACAUCUUUUUAUGAGUCCUGCAUUUUUUGUCAACCAUUGUCUCAGAGGAGGCAGCAGAAGGGCAGUUGCACAUGGGGAGUUGUUGAUGCCAGUUUGUGGCUCAUGCAGCCCUGGGAAGCCUCCUGGGCUUACUCGGCCGCAAGGAAGCUGGGACUGUGCUGGUGCUCCCCCAUCCUGCCCUCACCCAGCCCAGGCCCUGCUGCUCCAGCACAGCCACGGUUCUGUGCCAGCUCCUUUAGAGAGCCCUUGCCCACCCACAAGAACGGGGGUGGCCCCAACGCCCGGGGGAUCCACAGUGGUGCUGGCCCUGCUCGGGGAUGGAGCUGCCGGGACCCCAGGGCACCGCGCCGGGACCGAGUGCGCCUGUUGUACCUGUCACCGAGUGCCUUUAAAACACCCCUGGACUUGCCUAACACUUCGUGAAGUCCAGCAAAAUCUGCAAAUGUUUUCAGCCCGGGAACAGUGUUAACAAGGGGUUUUACUCCUUGUUUUUUGAAGUUCUGGUGAUAGUGUGUCUGGUGAGGUUGUUGGUGUGCCCGGGAUUUCCGUCUCCCCCUUUUUUUUCAGGGGGUCCCUGUAAAUAUGUACAGCGGCCGUGCAGCCCCAGCAUUUCCUCUGCAUUCUCAUGUGCUGACUUGUACAAUGAUCUUUUCAAAGGUACUUGGAUAAAAUGAAAUAAAAUCCCACAUCCCA